Messenger RNA from Drepanopeziza brunnea f. sp. 'multigermtubi' MB_m1, 1758 nucleotides. RefSeq lists its product as uncharacterized. The record is from RefSeq and is a predicted model, not a curated record. Lineage: Eukaryota; Fungi; Ascomycota; Leotiomycetes; Helotiales; Drepanopezizaceae.
AUGUGUGCGAGCACCGACGACGACGAGCCAUGGGGCUCUCCUGGGAGAAUCUCCAUUUCCAAGACACUGGCAUCGGAAUGUCAUGGAACCCAUGGAACCGCGUCGGGCACCCAGAGUAUGGGAUGGGCAUUAGAUAAGGCUUCCACCGGCCAAUUCUACAACUUCUCCAACAUUCGCUACGCCGCUCCGCCGCUGGGCAAUCUGCGCUUCGCACCGCCGAGCGCACCGACGACGAGGGGGGUGCUCAACGACGGUUCCCGACGCGCCAUCUGCCCGAACGCAACCCCGGGAUGGAGCGCCACGAUGGUGAAGUGGCUGACGGAAGGCAUUGGGAGUCUCGAUAUCCCGGCCGGGUACACGCCGCCCAACGUGACGAGGGGGGCGCCGGGCCUACCGGACGAGGGCGAGGACUGCUUGUUCCUGGAUAUGUUGGUGCCGAGGAGGGUGUUUGAUGAGAAUAUGAAGAUGAAGGGGGCGCCGGUCGUUGUCUGGAUCCACGGCGGUGGGUAUACCAUGGGCUACAAGACGCAAUAUGGUAGCGGUGUUGGCCUCCUGAACGCCAGUCAGCGAGAUGAGAAGGAAGGAGUGAUAUACGUCGCGAUCAACUACCGUCUCGGGGCCUUUGGCUUCCUCUCCAGCAAAACGUUUGAACGCGACCAGGGCACCCCCAACGUUGGGCUCCUCGACCAACGCUUCGCCCUGCAGUGGGUCCAGAACAACAUCGCCAAGUUUGGCGGCGAUCCGGGUCGCGUGACCGUGAUGGGAGAAUCCGCCGGCGGGGGCAGCAUCAUGCAUCAGAUUACGGCCUACGGGGGAAAAGGCCCCGAAGCAAAGGCGCCCUUCCAGCAGGCGAUUGUGCAGAGUGGUGCCUUCCUGCCUGUCCCGGGCAUGGAACGCCAGGAGGCCAUCUACGCCAGGUUCCUGAGCCUCGCGGGCGUGCAAACCCUGGCCGAGGCGCGCCAGCUGCCCACGGCGGACUUGCAGUUUGUGAAUCUGAUGAUGCUCGGGGAGGCGAAGUACGGGGAUUUUGUAUUCAAUCCCGUGGUAGACGGCACGUUCGCGCCCCAGCUCCCCGGCAAGGCGCUGCUCGACGGCAGCUUCGACAAGUCGCUGCACCUCAUGACGGGCCACAACCUGGAAGAAGGGCUGAUCUUCACCUCGCCCUUUGUCUUCACGCCCGAGACGUUUUCGCAGAACGUCGUGGACGUCUCGUUCCCGGACGCGGACCGCACCAACGCCUCGGACUACAUCCUCAACACGCUCUACCCGGACGUCCUGGACGGGAGCCUCGGCUACACGAACCCCGUGUCGCGCGGGGCCGCCAUCGUCUCGGAGGCCCUCUUCUCGUGCAACGCGCAGUACCUCAGCAAGGCCUUCUCCUCCCUGCAGAAGCCCGGGGGAGAGGCACCGGGACCGGGACCGGGAGAGGGGGGCCGGGUGUGGAGUUACCUAUUCAGCGUGCCGCCGGCACUGCACGGCGACGAUGUCAUGUACACGUUUUACGAAGGCCCUGCUGCGGCCGUCAAGAACGACACGUUGGCGGUGAUGAUGCAGCGCUACUUCAUGAACUUCGUUGCGGGCGGCGACCCGAACGGAGAGGGGCUGCCGGCCUUUGGGACGUACAGCAGCGAGGGCACGGCGGUGGAGGCGGGCGGGGUCGGCAUGCUGAUGGAGUUCGGGCUGAACCGGACGGAGAUGCGGGUCGAUAACCUGCCGGCGGAGAGGUGUGGGUGGUGGCAGCAGGCAUUGUACGUCUGA